AUGUCUGACGGCGCCAUCAAGAACGGAGUCUUCUCCAUCGGCAACACCGUUGCUCCCAAGCAGGACCAGGUCCUCCCUCUCUUCUCCCUCAAGGGCAAGACCGCCAUUGUCUCCGGUGCUGGCGCCGGUAUUGGUCUGGCUGUCGCCCACGGCUUCGCCGAGGCCGGUGCCAACGUUGCCAUCUGGUACAACAGCAACAAGAAGGCCAUCGAGCGCGCCGAGGAGAUUGAGAAGAAGUAUGGCGUGAAGUGCAAGGCCUACCAGGUCAACGUCACCGACGAGGCCAACGUCAAGAAGCAGGUCUACGACAUCGUCAAGGAGUUCAACGGCCGUCUGGACAUCUUCGUUGCCAACUCCGGUAUCCCGUGGACCCAGGGCCCCGCCAUUGACGGCGAGAUCGCCCACUACCACAAGGUCGUCUCUACCGACCUUGACGGCACCUUCUUCUGCGCUCGCGCCGCCGGUGAGAUCUGGAGGAGGCAGUGGAAGGAGGGCACCGACCUCAAUGGCAACAAGCUCGAGAACUACAGCUACGGUAGCUUCAUUGCCACCGCCUCGAUGUCUGGCCACAUCGUGAACAUUCCCCAGCUCCAGGCUGCCUACAACGCCGCCAAGGCUGGUGUCAUCCACCUCUGCCGCUCCCUCGCUGUUGAGUGGGUUUCCUUCGCCCGCGCCAACUCCAUCUCGCCUGGCUACAUGGCCACCGAGAUUUCCGACUUCAUUCCCCAGGAGACCAAGGACAUCUGGAAGAGCAAGAUCCCCAUGGGCCGUGAGGGUGAGGCCUAUGAGCUCAAGGGUGCCUACCUCUACCUUGCCUCGGAUGCCUCUUCUUACACCACCGGUGCCGACAUCAUCGUCGACGGUGGUUACGCCCUUCCUUAA
Messenger RNA from Lasiodiplodia theobromae, 882 nucleotides. RefSeq names its product Short-chain dehydrogenase/reductase SDR. The record is from RefSeq and is a predicted model, not a curated record. Lineage: Eukaryota; Fungi; Ascomycota; Dothideomycetes; Botryosphaeriales; Botryosphaeriaceae. The coding region runs from base 1 to 882 and encodes 293 amino acids. Gene Ontology annotation, cellular component: intracellular anatomical structure. The transcript has 4 exons. Gene Ontology annotation, molecular function: oxidoreductase activity, acting on NAD(P)H, oxygen as acceptor.